This is a messenger RNA of Chelonia mydas (Green sea turtle), 2975 nucleotides long. It is a transcript of the gene THOC5, whose product is annotated as THO complex 5. The transcript has 20 exons. Gene Ontology annotation, molecular function: mRNA binding. The record is from RefSeq and is a predicted model, not a curated record. Gene Ontology annotation, biological process: mRNA export from nucleus; positive regulation of DNA-templated transcription, elongation. NCBI's taxonomy places the organism in Eukaryota, Metazoa, Chordata, Testudines, Cheloniidae. Gene Ontology annotation, cellular component: THO complex part of transcription export complex. Bases 730 to 2781 code for a protein of 683 amino acids.
UGAGGCUUCUCUGUCCAGGUGGCCGGCGGUGCAGGAUGCUUUGGGCCCGGGCCCCUGAGGCCGUUGUUGGGGCCCAGCUCUGGGGAGAGCUGUUCUCGGGCUCCGCGCUCCCCAGGGCGAGACGCGCUCCCUGCCUGUGCGUGCUGCUGGGCACCAGGCGGUCACGCCGUGGCCACUGCCAGAGGGUCUGAUGCGGGAUCCUGUGCGCUGGGUCUUGCCGCCAUUGGAAGGAGGCUGUCUGGGUCUGGGGGGGCGCUGGCUGAGUGAAUCCCCAAGGACAGAGACAAGGAAUGGGAGUGAGGCUGUGGUUCUCAUUCCCUGUACUGAUGGUGACUCUAACUGCAGCGCCCACAGGUGUGCUGAGUUCUUCAUGGGACAGAUAGAACGACAAGGACCCUACCCCAAAGAGCUAGCCAUGUAAUUUUAGCUGUGAUGUGCCCAAGCACUGGGGGAACAGACCUCAGAGAGGGAAUGAGGUUCUUGCAGCAAUUAGAUCAAGCAGCUGGCUUGGGUUUGGUUACAUCUGGGGCUGUUUCUUGUGAGCAGUGAGGCAGAGGGAUUUGAAUGAGGACAGGGAAUGGCUUGGCAAGGCAAAGCUGGGAGGGCGUUCAUAAGAAUGGCCCUAAUGGAUCAGACCAAAGCUCCAUGUAGCCCAGUAUCCUGUCUUCUGACAGUGGCCAAUGCCAGGUGCCCCAGAGGAAAUGAGCAGAACAGCCUGUGAAAUAAGAAAUGUCAUCUGAUUCAAGCAAGAAGAGGAAACCCAAGGUCAUCCGCACCGAUGGGGCCGCGCAGGAGAGCAAGCGGAGCAGGGCUGACCCUGACCAGGAUGUGAAGUAUUACAGUGAAGAGGCAGAGGUGGAACUCCGAGAUCCCAACAAAGACUAUGAACUCUACAAGCAAACCUGUCAGGAACUUCAGAGGCUCAUGGCAGAAAUCCAGGAUCUGAAGAGCAAAGGCAGCAAAGACAGUGCUGUUGCAAUAGAAGAGCGUCGGAUCCAGAGCUGCAUGCACUUCAUGACCCUGAAGAAACUCAACCGUUUGGCUCAUAUUCGACUAAAGAAGGGGAGAGAUCAGACCCAUGAGGCAAAGCAGAAAGUAGACGCCUAUCACCUGCAACUCCAGAACCUAUUGUACGAGGUGAUGCAUCUGCAGAAGGAGAUCACCAAAUGCCUGGAGUUUAAGUCAAAACAUGAGGAGAUUGAUCUAGUGAGCGUGGAUGAAUUUUACAAAGAGGCUCCUCCAGAAAUCAGCAAACCUGACAUUACCCUCAAUGAGCCACACCAACAGACCCUGGCCCGCCUCGACUGGGAGCUGGAGCAGCGCAAAAGGCUGGCAGAGAAGUAUAAGGAGUGUCUGGCCAACAAGGAGAAGAUCCUGAAGGAGAUAGAAGUGAAGAAGGAAUAUCUGAGCAGCCUCCAGCCCCGGCUCAACAGCAUCAUGCAGGCCUCCCUUCCUGUCCAGGAGUAUCUCUUCAUGCCUUUUGACCAGGCACACAAGCAGUACGAGACAGCUAGACACUUGCCACCACCUCUCUAUGUUCUCUUUGUCCAAGCCAAUGCCUAUGGUCAGGCCUGUGAUAAGAAGCUGGCUGUGGCAAUCGAAGGGAGUGUGGAAGAAGCCAAGGCCCUCUACAAGCCACCAGAGGACUCCCAAGAUGACGAGAGUGAUUCUGAUGCUGAAGAGGAGCAGACCACGAAGCGUCGCCGCCCCACACUGGGCGUGCAGCUGGACGACAAGCGCAAGGAGAUGCUGAAGAGACACCCACUGUCUGUUACCAUUGACCUCAAGUGCAAAGACGACAGCGUGCUCCACCUGAUCUUCUUCUACCUGAUAAACCUCAAUGUCAUGACGGUGAAAACCAAGGUGACCACUGCUACGGAGAUGACCACACCCAUCAGUGCUGGAGAUCUGCUGUCUCCAGGCUCCCUGCUGAACUGCCUGUAUCCUGGGGAUCACGGGAGGAGAACUCCAAAUCCAGCCAACCAGUUCCAGUUCGAUAAAGUCGGCAUCCUGACCCUGAGUGAUUAUGUGACAGAUCUGGGGCACCCCUACAUGUGGGUGCAGAAGCUGGGUGGCCUGCAUUUCCCCAAAGAUCAGCCUCAGCACACAGUGACCGCAGAUAACUCGCUGAGUGCCAGCCACAUGGAGAUGACUAUGAAGUUGCUCAGGACGAGGCUGCAGUCCCGCCUGGCUCUCCACAAGCAGUUUGCUUCACUUGAGCAUGGCAUCGUGCCGGUCUCCAGCGAGUGCCAGCAUCUUUUCCCUUCCAAGGUCGUGUCACGCUUGGUGAAGUGGGCUGCGCUCCCCUACGAGGAUUACCUGGAGCUGUCCUACACCAAAGACGUUGUGGAGGCUGGCUUGGCUGAAGACACUCACCUCUAUUAUAUGGCUCUGGUAGAGAGAGGGACAGCCAAACUCCAGGCAGCUGUCGUGCUGAAUCCGGGCUACUCCUCCAUGCCACCCAUCUUUAACCUGUGUCUGAACUGGAAAGGGGAGAAAACCAAUAGCAACGAUGACAACAUUCGGGCAAUGGAGAGCGAGGUCAACGUGUGCUACAAGGAGCUGUGUGGGCCAAGGCCUGGCUACCAGCUGCUGACCAAUCAGCUACAGCGCUUGUGCGUCGUGCUGGAUGUCUACCUGGAAACAGAGUCCCAUGACACCAGCGUGGAAGGGCCCAAGGAGUUCCCCCAGGAGAAGAUGUGCCUGCGUCUUGUCAGGGGGCCCAACCGCAUGAAGCCGUUCAAGUACAACCAUCCUCAGGGGUUCUUCAGUCACCGCUGACCCCAUCACCCGGAUUGUCCUGCCUCCAGCCACUGAACUCCCCCAGCACUUGAAUCUCUGUGUGACCGUUGUUCUCAGCUGGUUGGGGGUCAACCACAUCCCGCAGGAACCUCCCCUGCCCCUCCAUGCAGCGCUCUCAUUCCAGCGUUGCUUCCCAGGGGUGUUGUAAAGUAUUAAAUUGUAGAUGAAGAAAA